CCGUGCAGUGCCCUGCCCCACAACCUACUCCCAGCUGCCGCCACCACCUCCGUCUGGGUAAGUCGAGACAGGCUCCGUCUCCUCCCCACUGAGCUGUUGCUUUCACCGAUGCCUUGUGCCCGGUCCUCCGCAAGAGUUCAAGGUGUACGUCCUCGCCGAGCGAUGUCCUGCUACGACCUGUGCCUGCCCUCUUCCUGCAGUCCCCAGCCGCUGGCCACCAGCUGCAGCCAGCCCUGCUUCCGUCGCUGCGGGGACUCCACCGCCGUCAUCCAGCCCCCCACUGUCGUGGUCACCCUGCCCGGGCCCAUCCUCAGCUCCUACCCGCAAAACACGACAGUGGGGUCCACGGCGUCGGCGGCAGUCGGGAGCUACCUCCGGUGCUGUGGGGUCCCCGUGGCCUCCGGCAGUCCCAGGGGGCUGGGGAGGGCGGGAAUGCUGUGCCUGGGCAGCGGGCUGUAGGGGUGUCCCCGGCCGUCACCUCCUCCCGCCGAUGCCAGCAGAGCGGCCGUGUCGGGAAGGACGAAUGAAGCACAGGACCAAGACUGGGGAAGAGGACUAAGGAAAUGCCCGUGGGUUUCCCAGCUGUCGGGGGCACCCGCAGCCCCCCCAGGAGGAGGAGAGCCAUGCGAGCUUGUCACUGGAGACCGUGCCUCUGUAUAGCUUUCUCUCGCUAAGCCUUACUUUAUAUUUCCAUGUAGGUCUCACACCCUGCAGUGCUACACAGUAUUUACUACUGGCUGGGCAAAAAUGCUUAUAGCAGGCUGUAGACGGAAGAUGAUAGUCACGGGGCGGUGGGGCAGAGGAACACCUUGUAGGGAUUGGCUUGUCCCGGAGUGGGGUUUAUCCAUUUCUUUACCGAGCACUGGAAAUGCACUUCUCAUACUCUGAACUGGUUUAUUUUCCUUCUCCUUCUCAUUAAAGUCA
Messenger RNA from Harpia harpyja (harpy eagle), 924 nucleotides. Its product is annotated as feather beta keratin-like. The transcript is spliced from 2 exons. The record is from RefSeq and is a predicted model, not a curated record. NCBI's taxonomy places the organism in Eukaryota, Metazoa, Chordata, Aves, Accipitriformes, Accipitridae. Gene Ontology annotation, molecular function: structural constituent of cytoskeleton. The coding region runs from base 109 to 459 and encodes 116 amino acids. Gene Ontology annotation, cellular component: intermediate filament.